UCCGGCACUUAAAAACUACAAACCGUGACCGUUGUGCUGAAGACUUGUAUUAUCCGUGUUUCUUAGAGAAGGGCAAGGCAGUAAAUAUUUUAAAAAGCGAAUGUAAUCGCCAUCACGAGGAAGAGGGAAUGCCAUUACUCGAGUAUCGCACCGAACAACAAACUUGAAAAAGAAAACGAACCAACUGAAACAGGGACGGUACUGAGGUCUGAAGAGUGCUUGAGAGUGGUGACUCGCCAUUCUAACCUGAAUGGGCUGAUAGCCUAUAUUCUAUAUUUUGUCUUUCUGUUUUGUCAGCUCCUGUACCGCUGGGCUGGAGAGGUUGUGGAAAGACGCUCUGUACCGGUCGCGUGGCUUCUUUGUGUACAGCAGCUGCUCCUAAAUGCAUGGGCAAACAUUGCGGCUUGGCUCGGAUAUAACAGUCCCAAAAGGAGAGCCUGAACACUACCAUACCUGUGUCUGAGUUUCAAAACUACAAACAAGUAUUGCACCAACAAGAGGAUUAUCAAAACUAGACAUUUUACCCCUGUCCCCAUCUCUCCCUCCGAACCGUCCCGACAAAAGCUUGCGAUCUCUCCCUACAAAGUCACUGUACGUGGAUUGUAAAAGAGAGAACACGAGAGAACCUGAUACGCGUUUAAAUUUGAGAUCAGUUCAUCAGAGCACUGCUUUAGAUUCUGAAAGAUCAUGGAUGUAAGAUUUUAUCCGUCUGCCGGUGGGAAUUCUAUUCCCGGAGAGCCGUCGAACCUGGAUUUUUCCCACUGCCUGGGUUACUACAACUACAACAAGUUUGGGAACAAUAAUAGCUACAUGAACAUGGCGGAGGCUAACGGGGUCCUUCUUGCAGCUGGUGAUACGUUCCACACUCCCAGUCUGGGAGACGAGGAGUUCGAGAUCCCGCCCAUCACGCCCCCACCGGAGACGGAGUCAGGCCUGGGGAUGUCAGAGGUGGACUCGCCCUUCCCAGCACACCCGGAACCCCUGCCCUCGCAGAGAGGCCAAUUCACCCCCCAGUUCCCCCCUCAGAGUCUGGAGCUGCCCUCUAUCACCAUCUCCCGCAACCUCAUGGACCAGGAGCGCAUAAUGCACAGCAAUGGCCUCCCAGUGAACACUGGUCAGGCCCAUCUUCGACAGUAUCACCCCAACCCUUCUAUGGUCAUGAGGUCCAUUAUCAACAUGAGCAACCCUUCUGCCAUGAUGUCACGAAACCAGCUGACUACAAUCAACCAAUCCCAGCUAAAUGCUCAACUGGGCUUAAACCUAAGUGGACCAAAUAUCCCUCACACCUCACCGUCACCUCCCGCUAGCAAGUCUGCCACGCCUUCCCCAUCGAGCUCAAUCAAUGAAGAAGACCAGGAUGAUGGCAACAGGCAGGUGAUUGGAGAGAAGCGGCCUGCUCCAGACGCUGCUAAAAAGCCCAAGACGCCCAAAAAGAAGAAAAAGAAAGACCCCAACGAGCCGCAGAAGCCCGUCUCCGCCUACGCCCUGUUCUUCAGAGACACCCAGGCCGCCAUCAAGGGCCAGAACCCCAACGCCACCUUCGGAGAGGUCUCCAAAAUAGUAGCGUCCAUGUGGGAUGGCCUUGGAGAAGAACAGAAGCAGGUCUACAAGAGCAAGACAGAAGCGGCUAAGAAGGACUACUUAAAAGCCCUUGCUGCAUACCGUGCCAGUCUGGUAUCAAAGGCGGCCGCUGAGUCCGCAGAGGCCCAGACUAUCCGGUCGGUUCAGCAGACGCUGGCCUCCACCAACCUGUCUCCCUCGCUGAUCCUGAACUCUCCGCUGGCCCAGCACGCCUCCAUGUCCGCGGCCGCCCAGGCCCUGCAGCAGGCCCUGCCCCGGGCCAUCGCCCCCAAGCCCCUGCAGAUGAGGCUCCCGGGGGGCCAGAUCGUCACCUCGGUGACGGUGGCCAAUCAGGGCAUGCCCUCCAGCGUGCCCUCGCAGCUGAUGGGUCAGAUGGGCGGGGGCGGGGCCGGGCAGAUGAGCCCGCCCAUGCAGCCCCCGCCCACGCAGCAGCAGCAGCACCAGAUGCAGCAGCAGCACAUGCAGCACCACCAGAUGCAGCAGCAGCAGCUGCAUCACCAGCAGAUCCAGCAGCAGAUGCAGCAGCAGCACUUCCAGCAGCAUCUGCAGCAACAGCUGCAGCAACACCACCUGCAGCAGCAGCAGCAGCAGCAAAUGCAGCAACAGCACAUGCAGCUGCAGCACAUGCAGAUGCAGCAACUGCACCAACAACAGAUUCAGCAGCUCCAGCAGCAGCAGCAGCAGCAGCAACAGCAGCAGCAUCAGUCGCAGUGUUCCCCGCCCCAGCAUUCCCCAGCAACACCGCAGUCCGUGGGAGGAUCCGCCUCCAUGGGCAGCCCCCAGCCCACCUCCCAGCAACACCACCAGUCCCAAAUACAGGCACAUGCCCACGCCCAGGUCAUGUCCCAAGUCAGUAUCUACUGAGCCAAAAUCUAUUCAAAGAAAAUGAAUAUAAUAAAAAAAAAAAAGCAUCACUCCCGGGUUGCUUUUCUACGUUGCACUUAAGAAGUGUGUAAGAAUCGUUUUAAAAGGAACUGUCCACUGUUUCUGAUGAAUAUGCAGAAAGGAAUGCAUAAAGGGACAACUCUGAGAAGAAUUCUGUCUAUAAAAUAGGCUGUGUUAUGAAAAACAGCAAAGACUGAGUGCCCAUUGUUUGUUUGUUUGUUGUUUUUUCCUCUAAAUUUCUCUCAGUCUUGAGCUGAACACUGACGGGCGUGUAAUUGAAAUGGUACGCUGUAAUAUUUGCAAUGAGAUGUCCUGUUCUUGUCGAAUGGCAAAGCUUUAUUUAUGAUGGUAUUGCUUCAUUAAUGGACAGAAUGAACAGAUUGGGACAGCAGCACCUCAGCAUAGAAGACCUGCCUGUGUUUUAUCUCGAAGGAGCCCUUUUAAAUCAAGGCUAAUGCAAGGACUCGAUUGACAACAAUGGCAGCCAGGCUCAAUUCCGAUGCGUAUGGGCAUUUCUUCAGAGGCCAGUAUAUUGUGAAAAUGUAAUCUUUUCUCCUCUUUUCCCCCAACAUUCCAACAGAUUAUACUGCUUAAUUAUUGCCAAUGAGAAGUACAAUUUCAUUUUGUACAGCGUUUUCAGAUACCAGAGUGCAUUCACCAUGGAAAGUCUGACCAGAUCUUGAGUUGGACUAGAACUUCAGUCACAUGGUCUGUUUGAUGGAGGAACUAAAGGGCGAAGAUAAAGGGAAAAAAAACAAAAAAACAGACUUCAUGUAAUUUUACAUCAAAACUGUAAUAAUAAUCUGUGUGUAUGUCUGGCGGGGAGAGAAAAUCAAAUCAGUUCUGCUAUCAGAAAAAUAUAUUUGAAAAUGGAAAAUAAUGGCACUCCAACAAAAAUGAUCACACUUUUGUAUUCAUGUACUAUAUUUACCUCAGACAUUUAACAGGCCCAUAAAUUAUGUCCCUAUUUUCUUUUUUGUAUUUUGCGUUGAAAGCAAAUAUUUUAUGGUAAGUAUAAAUUACUUCAAUUUUGAUGAUUUGAAGCUUAAUGUACUUUUUAUCCUGUCCCUAAACUACGAGAAAACAGAUAUAGCAGAACCAUUUCCUUGCACUGUCAAAGCCAAUUACAAAGGUGUGGGAGUAUUUUGUGCCAGCUGUAGAUAAAUCUGUAAAAAAUUAAAAGAGAAAAAGAUGUACAUCUUUCAUAUCACAUGUUGUUAAGUUUUCAUGUGUGAAGCUUUAAUUAAAACAUUGGUAAGAUAACCUGUGGAUCUGACGCUGCAUAGUGAAUUUCUGCUUUUUUAUACUUUUUAUGCAUUACAGUAGCUGCAAUUCAGUUGUUUGUAUUCUGCUUGGAGAAAAAAAAAUCACACGCUUUUUACAUCUGUCUUUAGAAUAAAUGCAUUCACUAUAAAAUGCAAAUUGUUUUGAGCUCUUAAUAGGCAAAUUAAUUUAAUACUGUAGCUUGGUUGUACUGGAAAAAAUAGGGAAAGCACAUUCUUUGUUUAAUAUACCACACCAAGACUUGUAUUUAGUAUUCUAUUUUUGUGUUUCCUUGUUUGCAAUCAAGAAUAACUGUGACCUGUAAUUUAAGGAAUCGGUUCAUUGAAAUGUUAAAGAUUCUUAAAAAGUACUUUUGCUUGACAAGACAUUACAAGGGAAGGGGGUUAAUGGCAACAACAAAGGCCUCUUAUGUUUUGUUCUGUUUCCUAGUUUUUAACAACCAAAGUCAUGUUAAUUUGAGUGUGAUAAAUAGUGCUCCAACUGGACAGGGUCAGCAUGUAACUGAUAUUUGUCUCAAUAACAAUUCCAUUUUCAUUCA
Molecule: messenger RNA, 4288 nt
Organism: Conger conger (European conger)
Lineage: Eukaryota; Metazoa; Chordata; Actinopteri; Anguilliformes; Congridae
Gene: tox3
Product: TOX high mobility group box family member 3
Exons: 7
Coding region: 688-2445 (585 amino acids)
Biological process (GO): regulation of transcription by RNA polymerase II
Cellular component (GO): nucleus
Molecular function (GO): chromatin DNA binding
Source: RefSeq, a predicted model, not a curated record